This is a messenger RNA of Kogia breviceps (pygmy sperm whale), 1694 nucleotides long. It is a transcript of the gene CFAP95, whose product is annotated as cilia and flagella associated protein 95. Lineage: Eukaryota; Metazoa; Chordata; Mammalia; Artiodactyla; Physeteridae. Gene Ontology annotation, cellular component: plasma membrane. The record is from RefSeq and is a predicted model, not a curated record.
AUGAUGAGUUUGUAUUGUCACAACAUAUUAAAUGUUAAAUGUUAAGACGAGAAAUUUACAUAACUUGUAAGCAGAAGGUGUGGUGGCAACAGAUGAUGAAUGGUAAAAAGAAACUUCCCCAAGGACAGCCCGAAUAGACUAGCUCCAGGCUCAGGUCCACUUAGUCCUCCCUAACUGACCCAGCGCUCCCCCGUAACUCCGCCCACUCUGAGAAGUAGACUGUUAGGAGAGUGAAACUACAGAUCCCAGGAUGCAGUUGUCCCUCUCAACCUCUAUGUAGCCCGCUCGCUCCCCUCAUUGCAUUCUGGGAAGUGUAGUUUCUAAGUAUCGGUGUCCACUGUCUAGGAAACCAGGGCUUUUAGGCUUGAGAGAUCUGUCUCUCUACUGGCCCCGCCCUUUACAUUGACCCCGCCCCAGGUUGCUUAGGAGAUGAGAGACGCCGAAUCUUGGGCUGUGUCGGCACAGACAGCAGGAUAGGAGCAGAGAGAAAUCCUCUGAGAUCUGUAACAGGAGGGCAGCCAUGGGGAGCUGUGACCGCUCCUGCAAGGGUUGGUGUAGCGGUAGGCAACACUGGUUUGAACUCGGACCCACGGACUUGAUGGAGCGCAAGGGCUCCCUAACCCUCCGCUCCCAUCACAAGAAAUACUCGAAGCCAGUGCUGGUGUAUUCCUGGCACCGUGACAGAGAAACUUAUCCCAAAGAUUAUGAUAUAGAGGGUCCUGAAGAAGUAAAAAAUCUGUGUAAUUCAACAUAUUGGCGAAUUGGAACCAACGAACCCCCAAUUUGGAUAUCAGAAACACAUGAGAAAAUGGCACAAGUUUGUUUAAACACAGAAUUGGCUGAAAUAAAGAGCAAGGCUUUAUUGAAUGAGGAAACGAUGAGCUCUGGAAUUAUUGAAAGGGACACUGGAUUGCCUGUCACAGGUUUUGGAGCUCUCUUUCCUAGACACCCAUCAGAUUGGUGUGCAUUGACAACAUAUGCUGAAGAAUAUGCUCCACCAUAUGAAUAUCAGCCACUUGGUGAUCCUUGUCAAGAUGAUGUUUAUUCAGUUGUCCACAGAAAAUGCCGUUCUCAGUUCACAGAUCUAAACGGUUCCAAAAGAUUUGGCAUCAACACCUGGCAUGACGAGAGUGGGACUUAUGCCAAUUCAUAUGUAAAACGAAAACUCUACCCAUUAACCAGUGACCCUGUUUUUCCCUUUUUAAAAUAAUGUAUGGAAUCAGAUUCUAUAACUAAUGAAAGGCAGAAUAAUGGCUUCCUCCAAAGAUGCCCUUGUUCUAAUCCCUGAAAUCUGUGAUGAUGCCACCUGACACGGCAAAAAGGACUUUGCUGAUGUGAUUAAAUUAAAGAUCUUGAGAUGGAAAGAUUACCUAGUUUUCUGGAUGGGCAUAAUGUAAUUACAAGGAUCCUUAUAAAAAGGAGGCAGGAAAACCAGAGAAGAUGAUCUGAUCAUGGAAACAAAGGUCAGAAUGAUGCGAUUGCUGGCUCUUGGCCAUGAACCAAGCAAGUAAUGUGGUGGCCUUUAGAAGCUGGAAAAGGGAAGGGACUGGGUUCUGCCUUCAGAGACUCCAGAAGGAACACAGCCCUGCUGAUACCUUGAUUUUAGCCUGGUGAUACUGAUUCCAGACUUCUGAACUCCAGAACUGUAAUACGACAAAUCUGUGUUUUUUUAAGCCAAUAAACAUAUGGUAAUU